CGCCCCGAAGAGUUGUGGUACAGUUGUACUGAGCUGAGCUGCCGGAGGCAGAAUAGGAGAGGCAGGCGAUGACGAUGGCGACGAAGGCGGCGUGCGUGCUGGCGGUGUGGGUGCUCGUCGCAUCGGGCCUGUCCGACCUGGGCUCAGCGCGCGCGCCCCUGGGCAGCAAGCCGCAGCGGGAGUUCGACUACUUCGCGCUCUCCCUCCAGUGGCCCGGCACCAUCUGCGCCUCCACCCGCCACUGCUGCGCCACCAACGGCUGCUGCCGCUCGGAGCCUCUCCAGACGUUCACGAUCCACGGGCUAUGGCCGGACUACGACGACGGGACCUGGCCGUCGUGCUGCCGCCGCACCCAAUUCGAGAUGGACAAGAUAUUGCCACUGAAGGAGGUGCUUGACAAGUACUGGCCGUCCCUCUACUGCUCCAAAUCUGGAACAUGCUUCAGCGGCAAGGGACUCUUCUGGGCUCACGAGUGGGAGAAACAUGGAACCUGCUCUGCCCCUGUGGUUCAGGAUGAAUUACAGUAUUUCACCCUUGCCCUUGACCUCUACUUCAAGUAUAACGUUACGGAAAUGCUGUCAAGUGGAUGGAUACAGGUUUCAAAUGGUAAGGAAUAUGCACUGAGCGAUGUCAUCGAUACCAUCAAACAUGCUUUUGGGGGAUCACCACAAAUUGUUUGCAAGAGGGGUUCAAUCGAAGAACUUAGGUUAUGCUUCGACAAAGAAUUGAAGCCUCGUGAUUGCCUUACCACUUCUUUGGCGAAUGGAAGUGUAUCAAAAAGCAAGCACUGCCCGCGGUACAUCACCUUGCCAACGUAUGAUCCCCUUGUGCUUGCCAAUUCAACUGUAGAGAUCAUGACACAGUUCGAUGAAUUUGAGGUGCCUGCAGCUCUUUAUACAGCCUAAAAUGCAAUUGUUGCAAUAGCAGAAGGUGCUCGCGUGAGCACCUAGAACCAGGCACAUUUAUCCUGGGAUAUUCAAUCAUUUGUACAUGUACACUUGAAAGAGAACUGACAUCUUUUCAACCUGAAAAUUUAUAAGCUUUAUGUAACCGUGAAGGUCGGAUAUUGCACAUGUAAUUCGCUAAAUCAAAACUGUAUCUUGAGGUAGAAUUUUCAAGUAGUAAUAAUAGAGAUAUAAGAAACUUAUCGCCCA
Zea mays is the source of this 1154-nucleotide messenger RNA. RefSeq lists its product as uncharacterized. The record is from RefSeq and is marked validated. The coding region runs from base 69 to 905 and encodes 278 amino acids. NCBI's taxonomy places the organism in Eukaryota, Viridiplantae, Streptophyta, Magnoliopsida, Poales, Poaceae. Gene Ontology annotation, biological process: RNA catabolic process. The transcript is spliced from 9 exons. Gene Ontology annotation, cellular component: extracellular region. Gene Ontology annotation, molecular function: RNA binding; ribonuclease T2 activity.